Molecule: messenger RNA, 290 nt
Organism: Python bivittatus (Burmese python)
Lineage: Eukaryota; Metazoa; Chordata; Lepidosauria; Squamata; Pythonidae
Source: RefSeq, a predicted model, not a curated record
GUUUUUUAUUGGCCGCAGGUGCCAAAGUCAUCCUUGCUUGCAGAGAUAUGGCAAAAGCAGAAAAGGCAGUCCAUGAAAUCCGGACCAAGACGGGAAACCAAGAGGUUAUGGCCAAACAAUUAGACUUGGCAGACACCAAAUCUAUCAGAGAAUUUGCCAGUAAUUUCUUGAAAGAGGAGAAAGAACUCCACAUACUCAUCAACAAUGCAGGGGUUAUCCAGUGCUCCUAUUCAAAGACAGCUGAUGGCUUUGAGAUGCAGUUUGGAGUCAACCAUCUUGGUAAGUUUGCU